CUACCUCACCUUAUAAUUGUAAGGUUUAUCACUCUUAUCAGGCAUAAGGUGGAGGCAAAGAAGAAAUGGAGGGUAAUGUUGGUUUGAAAAUAGGGAAGGACGAAGACAACAAGGCAAAGAAAGGUCUGGAGGGCACCGGACUGAAUCUGCCCAGCAAUCGCCAUGGCAACCUUACGAGUGCCUCAAGCGAUGAAAACCUCAAGGACAUCUUUCACCAUAUCAGAACUUCCAAAACCCUUGCAGUGAUCAACUAUGGUGCAUCUUGGUGUCAUGUUUGCAGCCAGAUCCUCCCUGCAUUCUGCAGGUUAAGCAACAAGUUCCCAAAGCUCUCUUUCAUAUAUGCAGAUAUUGAUGAAUGCCCAGAAACAACACAGCACAUACGGUAUACGCCUACUUUCCAUUUCUACCGAGAUGGUGAAAGGGUUGAUGAGAUGUUCGGUGCUGGAGAGGAGCGGCUCCAUGACCGGUUGUGGUUGCACUCCUAAACAACACAGCACAUACGGUAUGUGCCUACUUUCCAUUUCUACCGAGAUGGUGAAAGGGUUGAUGAGAUGUUCGGUGCUGGAGAGGAGCGGCUCCAUGACCGGUUGUGGUUGCACUCCUAAAGGCAUUGACCGAGCUUUAGCUCUACAAACAUUUCAGCUAUUAAAUCUAUUUGCUGUAAAGAUCAUGUGCUCUGUUAAAUUAUGCGAAGAGUUUCUUAUAAUGUAUACUAGACUCACGGUUGGUUAGGCCAUUCUCAUUGUCCAAUCUGCUUUUAUUUCCUGGUAA
Messenger RNA from Cornus florida, 771 nucleotides. Its product is annotated as thioredoxin-like 3-3. The record is from RefSeq and is a predicted model, not a curated record. NCBI's taxonomy places the organism in Eukaryota, Viridiplantae, Streptophyta, Magnoliopsida, Cornales, Cornaceae. The transcript has 3 exons. Bases 66 to 485 code for a protein of 139 amino acids.